AUGUUGAGCUUCAAGAGUAUCGCCGGGUUCCUGAAGAAGGUGGGCGGUACGCGCGAGGAUCACAGCAAAGAGGGCCAUCAGAGAGGUGGCGCUGAUGGAAGCCAUGCUGGGGCAGGCAGCAGCGGCAGCGCAUCCGCUUUUCCAGCUGGUUCACCAGCGACCGGUGGCGCAGGUGAUAGUGCACAUCACCGCUCAUACAUAGGAAACAGUCGCACUGCCUCCACAGGCAGCGCAGGUGCGGUGGUAGGGUCGCACCACGGGGACGCGGCUUACGAUUCGCACUUGAGCGACUUCCCCACAUCAGGGAUGCCGUCUACCUUUGGUGACAACGUGAUGUUCGCGUCCUCGCACAUUCUUAGAGGGCUCCCACCAAACACAAGCAUGCAAGACGUGUUGCUGCAUAUUCGAUGUGUCGUGCAGGAGCGCAGCGAGCAGCUGCAGCAAGAGGAGCGGGAGGAGCAAGAGCGCUCAUCAACCUUAUGGCAGCGCGGCUUCAGUGAUGGCAGCAUUGCUGCUGGUGAGAACGCCACCGCAGCAGGGGCACAGAGGCGAAGGAGCGCUUCGUUUACAUCCGUAGCCGCCACCAAUGGCGCCGAGGCGCGUGCAGCCCCGUGUGAGAGCGCCGGCCCUGCCGCUUCUCUGAAGGGAAAAGCAGAGAAAGGGGUCGCGAGAGUGGCGCGGGAGCACGUGCAGAAGCUUCAAAAGAUGCGAGCCGAGAUGAUCGAUGCACUGGAUUUGUGCCUGCAGGAAGUUCCGGAGGACCCGCGCACCUGGGGCAGUAGCAGUGCCAGUGUUUCCGAGGACGAGCGUGCGCGGAACGGCAGGGCUGGCGCAGAUGCGCACAAGCACCAGGAGCGCUCCGGUGGCACACCGGACGCCGCGGCAGACAACAACGGCGACGCAUUGCUCGAGGGCAUGAGGACAGAGUCGGAGCUCGUCGUAUCACAACAGGAGUCCUCCACUGCCGCUACCGUAGUGGGCGCGGCUGAGCCGUCGGCCGUGAUAGCGCAGGAGCCUUUGGCCCCUGCUGACUUUGGCCACUACGAGUGGCGGCGGCUUCUCAUGGAUAUCAUCAAUGCUCUGGUGCGCAUUGACCGAGCUCUCCUUCACGAUGCACGUCUCCGCGCACUCGAACGGCUCAUCCCUAGCACCACAGGCUCGCACGGCAACGCUGGGCCGGAGUUCCGGUGGGAGAACCUCUCGCAAGCCCUCCUGACGCCUGCUGUCUUAGGGUCCCCCUUCAGCGCCGCAGAUGCGGCGGCGACUGGCUCACGUCGAAGUCAGCUUCCCCUCACACCCACCCGCGGUCCUCAGCGACACCCGCCGCACGGAGACUCGGCGUCGUUAAACUCGCCUCUUCCUAGUCGGAAUGCAGACACUGCCGCGUUGGCAGGAAUAGCAACCCCGCGCGAGAGGGCCGUCACACCAGUGUCCACCAACCCCGCUGCCAGAGCGGGCUCCAGCUCCUCACCCUUUGCCAAGGCCAAGCGAGUGUUGGCGGAUAGCGGCGUCGUGUCGCCUGAGCCCCCAACGGACCUCGUCAUCACGAAGGAAGACAAGAAGAUGCUGGAGGAACUCCUCACCAUCGCAUGCUCCCUUGCCAGCUGGGCGAUCGUCAAGGCGAUCUUGCGCCAUCACCUGCACGUACUGGAGCAGCGACAGAGCCGAGGUAGCUUCACACCCUUGACCAAGGCAGGCACCACCGCCACGGCUAGCGUGCGUCUCAGUGGGGACAUCCCUGCGUCGGCAACAAACAUGGAAACGUCAGGGGCUGGCAACGCGAACACCACCGGGCGACCGCCGCUUGCCCCUCCUGCCCCGCCUCCACCAGCGGCGAUGAAUGAUGCUGCCUGCUCCAGCGACGCUGCAGAAGGCGGAGCCGGUGCUGCAGAAACAGCAGCGACGGAUGACGACCAAAGCAAGACCGCGAAUCACAUCAGUGCAAUGGAUGACGUGGAUGCGAUACCAUACAUUGACUGGGCGGCUGUCGUGCAGGAGCUGGCGGAGUGGAUCGGCGAGCAGCACUUUGUCGCGAUUGCGGAGUGCAUCCUCUGCGCGAGCUUCUUGCGCGAUGAUGGGCGCGAGAUGGUGCUGUGCAUGUUGCAGACCCCGAAGCCGCGGCGGCUGCUCACAAACAUUCACCGGCACGCCGACAAGCUGCGCCGCGCUGACGUGGACUCGCUUCUUAGUUGCUCGUCGCCUCCGCGGGUGGUGACCGCAGCGACGGUGCCGGCAGGCAGCCCCACCGCUGCUACCACAGCCUUCUCUGGAUCAGCCCCGGGAGCCACAUCCAGUACACUGACGAGUAGUGGGUCGCCAUCGGCGAGCAGCAGCAUUGGCGCAGCAGCUGCAGCACCGCCCGCGGGCACCUCCGCGAACACCGCUCAGACGGCAGCCGCCAUGGGAGCCACGUCUUUCCUCCCAGUUGCCAAGGUAGCCGCCGCGGGGCCCUCAUUGACGCCUAACACAAUUCGGGCGAUGUUGGAGGAUCCCACGCUGGUGAUGGACGACCUCGUCGCGCGGCUAGAAAUGGUAUACCGCAAAGCUGUCGCAAAUACAUGGGCAUCCUACCUAGAAGACGCAAUUGAAGCGGAUGUCCAGCAGCUCUCCAUCGCUGCUGACAACGCCGUCGACGCAGCAGGCACUCCCGCUGCGGGCGACGCCGACACGUCCCCGGCCUCCACCCCAACGACCCACCUAAUGGCGGCAGGCGAUGAGGUGUUGAAGCAGAGCACUGGCAACGUGGCGUCACCGCCGGCGCUCCCGCUGCUGCAGAAGGUGCACAUCACAGACACCAAGACCCUCUGUCGCCUAGCCACUGCCUUCUUCUUUGGCUCUGAUGCGUGGUCAGAGAACAAGCGGGAGCGCCGCUUUGCGCUACUCUUUCGCAGCAUGCGUGGGAGGAUGGAGCGGUACAGCGAGUCCGCCGCGACGCGGCGGCACUUGCGUCGCGGCACAAUCUGUGCCGCCUCCAUGACGCACACGGUUGCAUCUGUUGCCGCGGCAAGCUCUCUCGAUUCUCACCCCCUCGUGGAGCUCGCCAUGGCUGGAGCUGCCGCGGCAACAACCGCGCCCAGCAGCAGAGGCGCCUCACAGUCGCAGAGCCUUACAAUCCCACCUCAGAUGAGCGCAUCCGCCGCCCCAGUUUCCAGUGCUUCGGCGGGCCUGACACCGCCGAAGUUUAGUGUGGAGGACACGUCCGCAAGGCCGUCGCCGUCUGGAGGGUGCCCGUCCGCCGCGAGCAACGCUGCUGGCGUCAGCACUCCUGCCUUGGCGAAUCGUGGCGGGGCCCCGUCGAGCCAGUGGGUUGCACAGCAGCUUCUUUCAUCGAAUGCGAGCACUGCUGCCAUCUCGGCCCACAGCACCCCGCUUACCGCCUCGCUCCUUGUCAGCCGCGACGGGACCAACGAUAUAGAGGGGACGGUGUCGGGAGCAGGGGGGCCCAUCAAUGGAUCUGGUCUUUUUACUGUGGGACACACGGAUCGGACAACGACGUGGACACCAUUUGCCUUCGCGAUGACCUCCUCAGAGCCCAUGACCCCGCCGCCGGAGCUGCACCACCAGAGCUCCAGCACCACAAACCAGAGGGGCGCCGAAGACGGACACCAGGAGACGGGCGAGGACAACGUCGGCAGACGCGCCAUGGAGUCGAGUGCCUUGUCCAUCCCGACGGUCACCCUGCAGGAGCCUCCCACCCUUGCGCAACCCGCUACCUCCAAGGCCGGGGACAGCGCACUGGAGUCCUUGGUGCUGGAGCGAAUUGUGAACAUGUCGUGGUCAGCGGCGCUGCACAAGCGGGGCGAGCAGUGCUUGACUGCGAAGCCGCCGCGCCUAGAGGAAGCGGAGCAGGACGCGCUGGAAGAGCGCCUCGUUGCAAACGCCUUUGGUGAGUUCCGUGCACGCCAGCGCGCCAUCGUCUCCCUCAUUAACGCGCGUUUGGCCUCGGGCAAGUCGGUGGAGGCGCUGACGAACGCGCAGAAGCACUUCAAGUUCGAGAAGAAAGACUGGACAAGUCACAAUCAAACAAUCUUCUCCGCGAUGCGAUACCUGCAAUCAAUGGUGUUUCUCGUGCGGGCCCAAGCCGCGUGCCGUGUCUACGGCGCCGUCAUUGAAACAGUCCAGUUUGUACUGCCCCAAGCCACCCUCUGCGAGCAGAUGCUGCAGGUGCUGGCACCUCGACCACGAGGCGACUACAUCCUCCGCUUUGGCGACUGCCGGUCAAAGCUGCUUCGGUCCUACGUGUAUCUGCUGAAAGAAGGUUGGCUGGCGCACGCCGCCUUCAACGACUUGGCGAAGGCGGAGAAGUACUUUAUGAAAUGUGCGCAGGUGAUGCAAAUGCUGCGCCGCCGCAUGCGGGAGACGGAGCUGUUUGCCGCCUACAUGGAGCGCGGCGCGCAGUUGAUGAAGCUGAAGGAGUACAAGCAGUCGGUGGAACUCUUUCGGUGUGCUGUGAACAUCGCCAAGAAGUCGUUGCAGGCGGCCGAUGCAGCAGCAGCAGCAGCAGCAGCAGCGAGCGCAUGCGGCGACAGCAGCGUCUUCAGCCCAAACGCCUCUGUCGGCCCCGCUGGACCGUCCCCCGGUUCACCUAUUACCAACAUAGAGAACGCGGUGUCUGCUGCAGCCGCCGGACUUGCUGCGAAGGUGCCACCGGCGGUGUUGCAGCAACAGUUUCAUCGCAACCUGCACCUACGCGCUGCCGGUUCCGGCAGCCUCACCACGGCCGAGGAGCACAUCCCCGGUGUAACGGACGCCAUUGAGGAUGACCUGGAGCUAGUCUGGCGCGUUGCCGAGAGCGAGCGCAUGCUGGCGCUGUCCUACGUCACCCAAGCCGAGCAUGAGGUGAACGUGCGAGAGCGCCGUGAGGAGCUUAGCAACGCCGUGAGCAGCGCAUACAGCUCGCAGCGGUCGCUGCAGCGGUGGCAAAGGAAGGGUGGAACCCCGAAGCGGUUGCUGACUGCAGUGCCGUGCAGCCUCAUCGUUAUUUGCAAAGGGCUGCUGCUGCUGAACCAGCCGCGCAAGGCCGCCCUGCUGCUCGAGCCGCUUAUCGAGAACAAACCGAACUCACCACUGCUGUACGCGCGGUGCCUGGCGGAAUUCGAUGGUGACCGGGCCCUCCGCGCCGUCACGCUGGUUGAUCAGCUACUCCAGGAGAGUGACGCCUGGAUCUGCACCAUCCGCACCGAGCUCCGCCACGCACUGGAGAACGUGAGCGUCAAGGACAAAAAAGUGCCCGACUCGCUGAACUCGCCACGAACAGCCCCGAGCGUCGAGGUGCUGCGGCUCACCAGUGCUGUCUCUCCGCGUGGUGCUGUGGGGCACGGCCCGAACAGCGAGGAUGGCGAGGACGGACAAAGCUACGGGCGACAGGGCUACGGCGCUGGCGCAGAGACCACCGCCUCCGCCUCCAUUGCUGCCACGACGGUUGGCAAAUGUACGGCUCGCACGAUUGAGGUGCCGACUCUGCAGAUGCCGACCAGCCAUUCCUCAACUGGGUCGCCGUCGCCGCUCGAUGACGACCGCCACAGCCCGGGGUGGAACUCACCGGAAGAAGCACCACUGCGGCCGCGGCGUUCGACAACGGUAGGAACUGCAGGCACGGCUUCCACCACUGCCGUCGAAUCCGCUUCCGUGCACGACGAACCGUCGCCGGGAGGUGGCGGUAGCGGUGGCGGCGCCGGUGGUGCCGCGAUGGAUGACGAUGACCGAAGCCGCCGCAGCACCUCCAUCCAGCUCAGUGCCACUGGUGGCAACCCCAGCGGGGCGGACUUAUUCUCCUUAGUAAACAGUGUGAAUGCAGGCAUUUCCAGUAACACGGCGAUGCCGACCGCACACAGCAACCACAGUCCCAUCUCCACCGCUCCACAUUUGCCACAGCUGCCGGCGAUUCGAGUACACACAGAGAGCUCGAGCGAGUGCAUGACGGCACUUUUUUCCCUCCGUGAGGCCAAGUCGCACAUCCGCAAAGCGCUUCGCGGCAUCUUCAUCGUCAGCGGUGACGCGUAUUCCCUCAUCAAGAACUGGGAGGAGGCGCUGAAGGUCUACUCGCAUGCCCUCGUCAUCACCAUGAGUGAAGUCGAAGCCGCCAGCGCGGCCGCACAGUCGCGCCGCCGCGUCAGCCACAGCACCCCACAAGCUCACUUUUCGUCGCAACAGUCGUCGACGAGCCCGGUCGCCGCGGACGACGGCGCGUCCCUGUCCGCUCCCCACGACGCCUACGAGACUUUCGGCAACAACGUCCGCGGUGACGUCAGUACCUCUCUGCAAGCCUGGGGCCCAGUUGUCCCCCUGGAUGAGGAGUUCUUCCUGUGGGAUGAGGAGGACGUGCUCAUGUCCGACAACCUCAUCAACCGCGAGCUUACGGCGUCGACGGCAGCGAGGGAUCUUCGGGCAGUGGUGGCUGAUGAGGAGCGCAUGGAUUCGCGCGCGUGCGAGAGCGUCGUGCUCAGUAAACUGGCGAACGUGUACCGUGCCCUCGAAAAGCCUGCCACGGCGAUUCACUACCACACCCUGGUCAUGGAAUACGCCAACGAGUGCCACGACAAGUUGCUGGCCUACAACUCUAUGCUGAGCCUUGCUCGGCUGUACACCGCAGCGAACAUGAGCGACAAGGCACGUGACGCGUGGGCAAAGGUGAGUGAACUGGCAAAGGAGUACGAGGACAAGGAAGUCAGUCGGGAGACGAUGCGCAACAUCGUGGCAGCGCAGGAAGCCGCUGGCAUGUAUAUGGACGUGGUGAAGACGGCGGAGGAGCUGGAAAAGCUGGCCACCGGCGAGGAGGGCGAAGACGCCGCCAGAGAUAGCCGCUUUGCCCUCGAGGCGCUGGCAAACGCGAACCUGCAGCUGGGUCAGUUCGACGCUUGCAUCGCCGCCCUCGACAGCCGUGAAAAGGUGCAGGAGAAGUCGGUGGAGUGGAGCGGCGCGCUGCUGAGCAUGCGCGCCAAGGCACGAAUGGGCCUUAACAAGUCGGCGGAAGCGAUCAAGGUGAUGCAGAGCUGGGCCACCAAGGCACGCAAUCUCGCCAACUGGGUGGAGCUCGGUAAGGCAAACUCGGCGCUCUCUGCAGCGUAUGCCUCAGAGAAUCACAACAUGCAGGCGCGCUGCCACCACGAGGCCACGCUGAACGCCUUUGCCCUGGCCGAGACGCUCGACGAGGAGUGCCGCCACAUUGCACUGGAGAGCGCGCGGUGGUUGGUACACUACGCGUACCUGAACGACACCACGGUGCAGAUCGACCCUGCGCUCACGUACACCGGUGGUGGUCUCACAAGCGACUCGGAGGCGAGCGGCUGUGAUUUCCACUACGCAGACAGCGGCCUGUGCAACAUCAGCGGCGACCUUGGGGUGAUGCUCGCCAGGGAGGAAGAGCUGCGCCGCACAUCCUCGAUGCUUGGAGAAAACUGCAAGUUUGGCUUUAACGAUGACGACGACGACUUUGGUGGUGGUGGUGGUGGUGGUCUCCUAUCGAAUCAGAGCAUGUUCGGCGUACGUCCCCCCGAGCCGUCGCUUGCCGAUGCGCCCUCGCCGAAGGGCCACAGCAUGUCGGAGAAGGAGGAACAGCGUGACAAUUACGCGGCAGCGCACGGGGAGGAGGACGACGGCGAGGGAGCAGCCGCAGCAACUGAAGAUGACACACCGUCUAUGGCGUCCUCCUUCGUCUCUUCAUUCCUGGCGCCGAAGGAUUCGGGCAUGGCAACGCAGCCGCCCUCGCUGGCAUCCAGCGUUAACAUCUCGAUGCGAGGGUCCCUAACCCACCUGGACGCCGCGCUGGGCGGCGGCAACGAUCACAGCGAAGGCAGCAGCAGCGCAGGGCAGUCGGACGGUGGCGACAACGAAGCUGGCGAAGACGUGGAAGAUGAAGCGCCCCGCUCUAUGGAUGUGGAACACGUUGCAGAACACCAACAAGACCCUAAGCUGCCGAUAAGCGUCGAGGGCGAGGAGGCCGGUGACUUGGUGAAUCUAAAGAAGUCCGCACCGAAGCCGAGCGCAGCGACACCGACGCCAACCGUCAUCACUGCGGCAGCCAAGCCUACCGUGAACACCGCGACAGUGGCCGGUAGCGGCUCAACGGUCGGCAAGUCCGCCUCCAGCACCUACGUGCCGCCGCCAACGAGUCUCGCCAAUGUAUCCAUCUGCAGCCGCCCGGCAGCAGCCGCAGCAGGCACCGAUGUCUUGGAGCUGCCGGUCGACGCCAGCCACUCCGCAUCCGAGCACGCGACACUCUCAGGCCCCAGCACCACCAGCUCCCCUUUGAUGAGCAGCUCCCCACGCGGAGCAGCCUUUCAAGGUGGACCAGCAGCAACCGCCAGCGGCGGGGACGAUGACGGCGCUCACGAGCGCAAGCCCUCGACGGUGCGCACGACGUACUUUCGAGGCGCCAUUGAGAUGAUUGAGACGGCAGCUCAGCUGCUUCUCGUCCCUCGCAGCGUGCGCCACAUUGUCAUUCCGUAUAGUCCAGCCGAAGCCGUUGACUUUGCCCUGAUCGCCCAUCCGCAGUCCCUCUUCGUCUUCUACUUUGCCGAGUACACGACCGCGUACGGGGCCCAGUGUGACGUGGUUGUUCGUCCUCCGCACGCCGCCGGCUUCAUGAAGUUGCGUGCGCAGAUAUCCCUCCAGGAGUACCACAACAAAGACGCGAUGAGCGCACUGCUGGCGUCAACUUCUGCCGAGUUUUCGAUAACAGGGGAGCACGGCAAUGCUGCAGAGACUUCUGGUGCCGCCUCGUCAUCCACACACCCCUUCGGGACGGCUAUGGCGCGCGCCGCAACGGGGAGCGUGGCUGCGAGUCCACCCCUCACCCACUCAACCCCAGAAGUGUUGCGCGCUGCCUUGGAAGAGGAGACAUCCACGUGCCUGCGCAACCUCUACGCGGAUGCCUGGCAGCCCAUCGCAGAUCGCAUGCGCCGCGAGCACGUAAACUACCAAGACGUCGAGGAACUCAUUAUAAUGCCGGAUGUGUCCCUCAUGCACCUGCCUUUUGCCGGCUUCUUGCCAUCGCCCAACUACGGCGACGAGGAGGCACCACUUGGCGAGCAGUUCACGUUGAUUGUGACGCCAUGUCUGACCCACUUUGUGCACUAUGGCAUGGCACAUCAGCCACAGCGCUCGCGCAACACGAGCGGGGCCCUGGACCCGGCGGCCAAGAAGUACAUCUUCUUGCCCUACGACGGUAGUCUCGGCGCUGGUUCCGCGGCGCCUUCUCCUCAGCUCGCGAUGCCGAGCUUCGCGCUGUGCGCGACGUCGUCUUCGAGCACACGGCCGCAGCAGCAGACGAAGACCGGCACUGGCACGGCCGCAAAUUCUGCUACUAGUGCGCUAACAGCCACGGUGGGCUCCGCCGCCAGCAAGGCGUCGGUGCACAACGCUGUCGCACCUCCUGUCUCGUCUGCACACUCCCUCGCAGACUCCUUGCCCACUGGACAUCCCCUUGCUACCUUUUCGACUAUAGGUAACAUGAGUGUGCGCAGCAACCCUGUGCCAGCUGAUCCCACGUCAGCUACGCCAAGUAGUGCGCCGCAGCUGAGCGAAAGGCCCGACACCUUUGACGAUUUGCUGCGCACGUGGCGGGUGCACCGUGGGUGCACGCGCAAGGAACUCAUCCAGGCCUUCACGGAUGUGCGCACGCGGGCAUUGAUGUUCCUUGCCCCGGUCGACCAGGGGUCCAUUCGAGUCGCAGACGGGGUCGUGACAAUUCAGGAUCUGACGCAGAAUCUGCAGCAGGUGCGUGUUCAACAGCCGGCUGCCAACGUCACCAACCUACCCAGCAAUGCCACCUCGCUUGCCACGAGUGGUUCUCCUGGCGCCACCGCGACAGCGAUACCCCCCAACACGUCAGGGGCGCCGCCGGCUCUCCCUUUGCCUCCUCUCUGCUCUCACGUCGACCUACUCAUUCUUACCGCCAACCGCAGCCAGUACCCUACGGUCAGCGACGCUGGUGCGUCGGCCAAGUUGUGCAUGGAGCUGGGCGUCCACCGAGUUCUUCGACUCAACAUUCUUCAUGGAUUAUUGCCAAAUGACGAGCACCAUGCCUUCAUCGCACUUUACCUGGCCAAUCUCAAGAAAGUGAUGCGGUGGAUGCUGAAGAACCCGUACGCGGUGGCGCUUCGCACGACGAUGGCUGAGGCGCGGAGGCUGGGCAUGUCCUCCAAUACAUGGGGCGCGUUCACCCUGGUAGGUGUUCCGUGA
Leishmania mexicana MHOM/GT/2001/U1103 is the source of this 10182-nucleotide messenger RNA. RefSeq lists its product as hypothetical. The record is from RefSeq and is a predicted model, not a curated record. Lineage: Eukaryota; Euglenozoa; Kinetoplastea; Trypanosomatida; Trypanosomatidae. The transcript has 2 exons. Bases 1 to 10182 code for a protein of 3393 amino acids. Gene Ontology annotation, molecular function: protein binding.